UCACUUUUACACACAUGGGACUAAAAGGACUCCUACAGUUUAUAUUCACUACGGAUUCAUUUCAUUUCAUUUCACACAUCUGCUUCUGCACAUCUGAUGCAUGUGAGUCUUAUUUUACAUGUCAUAACUAAUGAGAAAGAUAAAUAUGUACAAUACUAACCAGCUGUUGACAUAUUCUUUUCUAGAUAACUAACCAUGGCUAGAUCAGACCCGGCAGAACCGUUCCUCAUCAGUGUGACUUACAGGAUGUGUAUCGUGCUGGAGAUGUGUUUCCAUAUUUCAUUAAACAAACAGUAAAUUAGUGACCUUCCCUUUUAAAUGGUCAUCAACACCGGAUCAAGUUUGACUGCUCUUCACCCAAUCAGAGCCCAGGGGGCGGGGCUAGGCAGCAGGAAGUUAGGCUGAUUCAGUGAGGAGGGGCUCCAGCUCCGCGUGGAGGAUAAAUUAUUAUAAAGCGUGAGAAAUAAUCACAUCUGCAGAAAUCGGUCAUGACGGAAGAAGAAAAGCUUUAGGUCUCAGAGACAUGGAACGACGUGAGGAGGAGAGACGGUGUGGGAAGUGGAGGGUGGCCUGUGGUCUGUACAGCUACAACCUGAGGGAUGUCUUCACAUGGCAUCUCCUGAAGACCGUGCUCAUGGGCCAGGUCUUGUCUCUGCUGAUCUGUGGCACGGCCGUGAGCUGUCAGUACCUGGCCGACGCCGGCGUGGAGACGCCCAUGCUGCAGAGUUUCCUCAACUACGCCCUGCUGCUGCUCGUCUACACCACCAUCCUGCUCACACGCAAAGGUGAAAGAAACAUCUUACACAUUUUAAAAACCAAGUGGUGGAAGUAUUUUGUGAUGGGUCUGGCAGAUGUGGAGGCCAACUAUGCAGUUGUGAAGGCGUACCAGUACACCACCCUGACGAGUAUCCAGCUGCUGGACUGCUUUGUGAUCCCGGUGCUGAUGCUGCUCUCCUGGUUCUUGCUGAAGACGCGCUACAGGCUGGUCCACUUUGUAGCCGUGUCGGUGUGUUUGUUGGGGGUGGGGGCCAUGGUGGGGGCGGACAUUCAGGCCGGAAGAGACCAAGGAUCCACCCGUGACGUGGUGCUGGGUGACGGUCUGGUUCUCGUCAGUGCCGUCCUCUAUGCGGUGUCCAACGUGUGUCAAGAGCACACGGUGAAGAACUUGAGCCGGAUCGAGUUCCUGGGCAUGAUGGGUCUGUUUGGGACCCUCAUCAGCGGCAUUCAGCUAGUUGUACUGGAAAUUCCUGCAGUAGGAGCAAUAAAGUGGGACCUUCGUAUCUCCGCCCUGUUUGCAGUCUACGCCCUGUGCAUGUACGCCCUGUACAGCUUCAUGCCUGUGGUGGUGAAGAUGACCAGCGCUACUGCCGUCAACCUGUCUCUGCUCACCGCCGACCUCUUCAGCCUCUUCUGUGGCCUCUUUCUCUUCCACUACAAAUUUUCACUCCUGUACAUCAUCUCGUUCGUCGUCAUCACUGUGGGUUUUAUCAUGUUCAACGCGGCUCCCACGUACACGGCUCUACCUGAGGACGACCCCGCGGAUCAGCCCGCUGAGAGCCCCUCCGACCAGCUGCUGGCAUCGGACACAGACUCUGAGAGGAACGAGACGAUCACCGCCGUCGCUGCACUAUGACGCAAACUGACUGACGACAGAACAAGGGCUUUUACUUUGGAAGACAAACGCAGCUAGACUGCAACACUGAGAUGUGUCAGAGUGAAGAGAUUAUUUUUAUACCAUUGCUCAGUGGGCGAGUGGACAAACAUCAGCUCUAACGUUUAGAUUAUUACACAAGUGCACGUUUUCUUGUACUUCAGACAUCGCAUGUCUUCCACUGCAGUUACCAUUGACACAUUAUGAAUUGUUAUUUAUGCUGUUUUAUAGAUCAUCUGUUACUGCACUCCUAGUGGACGUGUUAAACACAACCACUAUGUCUGGUCACUGGUAUUUUUUGUCUCCAAACUGAUCAGUUAUUUGUCUUGUUUCUCCAUUUUUUUUAAUUAAUAUAUUUGAUAUUAUAUUUGAUUGGUUGAAGACCCAGCCUCACUCCAAAGCUGAUAAACCUUUUGACUUGAUCAGGUGCUACUGUGACUCACAGGAUUACUGGACGGUGACGGGUUGAGCGUGAGCGCCCUUCCUCCCCUCUAUAACCCACCUGGUUAUAGUAAAAGAUCUCUCCAGAGCUGCUGAGAAGGGCGGUCAGGGGCUCUGGAUGAAGAGAAAGGACUCCACCUGAGUAGAAGGCACCUAGUAGUGGAGGCCCUGAUGCAGGGAUUCACUGCCGAACCCUCUGGAGACAUCGAGGGCCUCAUCAGCGAAAUGUAAAGAAAAGAGGGCGCUCACUCGAAAACCCAGCGGAGAUCUAAUUUGUGCAAACAAGUGAUUUUACCAUCUAGUCAGAACUGUGCUGUUACAUUCAACUGUAUUAUGACUGUUUUUUUAAUCUGAACAAAAACUACUAACAAAGUUUUAUUUGAUUUCAGUUUAACUUUCAGCGGUUACACUUUAAGCAUUGAUUUCACUGUCCUUUGCCUUGUAUCGCUAAGAGUUAAACACAUCUGCCGGCAGCAGAUGUUUUUAUCUAUUUAUUUUAUACUAUGAAAUCCAUUUUGACAUUUUAUAUUUAAUGUGCUUGUUUGGUUAUUAUGUAUAAAGCAUCAAAUAAAACUCAUCCAUCAGUCUGGUA
Molecule: messenger RNA, 2684 nt
Organism: Hippoglossus stenolepis (Pacific halibut)
Lineage: Eukaryota; Metazoa; Chordata; Actinopteri; Pleuronectiformes; Pleuronectidae
Gene: slc35f2
Product: solute carrier family 35 member F2
Exons: 9
Coding region: 524-1633 (369 amino acids)
Biological process (GO): transmembrane transport
Cellular component (GO): membrane
Molecular function (GO): transmembrane transporter activity
Source: RefSeq, a predicted model, not a curated record